AUGCGGCUGGAAAUCAAUAAACUGGAGAGGGAAAACAGGGCCCUGAAAGGAGAGCUCGAACUCUGCGGGCAGAGAGCACUGCAGAAGGAGCCGGGAGCAGGAGGAGAAGGUGGCGAUGGAGAAUCCAGGAACCUGGCUGAUGAUGGGAAGGAGCCUGUUGAUCCACCAGUGCCCCUCGGCAAUAACAACUCGACUGGUUCCACGCUGGCACCAAAGGAGCAGAAAGGAAAUGCCAUGACCGUGCGGCGCUACCCAAUUGCUUCGCCAGUGUGGCCCAAGUCCAGCCAGGCUCGGCCUUGCACGGGUGACCCACGGUCUCUGAGCAAAGGACUCCUGGACACGCAGGGGGGUGCUCGGCCAGCAGCCGGUCCCACUGCUGCACCACUGACCUACGUGCAGGGAAACGGGGCCGAAGAAGGUCCAACCAAUGGUUUCUCCAAGGGUAACGCCAGCAAGAGGAAGCUGUUUCGAGAGCAAGUUUACAAGUGCAGGGGUAAAGUGAAGGCCGUUAGUUUCCUGUUACCGAUGGAUACGUCACCACAUGCUGAAAAUCCAGGUUCUCUCAAAUGCCCUCAAAAUCAGAACACAAAACAGUUAACCACCAUCAUUGAAAAGGAUAUGUGA
Molecule: messenger RNA, 624 nt
Organism: Nothoprocta perdicaria
Lineage: Eukaryota; Metazoa; Chordata; Aves; Tinamiformes; Tinamidae
Product: putative coiled-coil domain-containing protein 195
Exons: 3
Coding region: 1-624 (207 amino acids)
Source: RefSeq, a predicted model, not a curated record